Tympanuchus pallidicinctus (lesser prairie-chicken) is the source of this 1523-nucleotide messenger RNA. It is a transcript of the gene PLAC9, whose product is annotated as placenta associated 9. The transcript has 3 exons. NCBI's taxonomy places the organism in Eukaryota, Metazoa, Chordata, Aves, Galliformes, Phasianidae. Bases 71 to 487 code for a protein of 138 amino acids. The record is from RefSeq and is a predicted model, not a curated record.
CAGCCUGGGCAUAUUUCCUCCUAGCUCUGGCUAAACCUCAGCACUGCUGGACGGACAGACAGAGCAGUCUAUGCACAGCCUGGGAGGGAGCCUGCCGUGCACUGCACAGGACUACAGGGAGCGUGGGACCAUGCUGUUCAUUUGGGUGCUAGUGUUUGCUGGAGUCCUGCAGGAACACGAGCUCUUUGCUGCUGCAGAUCCUACCAGUCUGUUACCUGGAAGUUUGGGAAGCUGGUGCCACGAACAUGAUACAAUGCAUGAACGCUUAGACAUUAUUGAAGAGAAGGUAAUAAAAACUGUGGAGCAUCUAGAAUCAGAAGUCAAAUCACUCCUCAGUAUCAUCAGUGAGACAACAUCAGACCUCCCCAUUGCUGCAGGAACCCCACUGAUAGACCUUUUUGAUGGUAAGUAUCUAGUGGGCUAUAAGCUAAGCCAACAAGAACGUUGCAUGUGCUAUUCCAAAUGCCAUCCUCUUUUUCCACAUUAGAUGAGAAAUAACUCAUUCACUCAAUUCAGUGCAGUGAAGGCUUCAGUUCAAACACAGGAUUCGGUUUCGGACAGUGUCACAGCCAGCACUAAAGAGAGGGGGACAAAGUUAAGUGAACAAACCAGGCAUGGAGCUAGAUAUAGGAGAUACACAGAAAGGCUGAUCAACUGGGGAUAUUAACAUAGUCCAAUUGAGUUUGAAAUGGCCCAUCUGAGUAAGGCUGCUGCAAAGUCAAAAGCUCCACUUCCUCACCACUGCAAAAGUGGAUAAAACAAGAACUAAUGCAGCAAAACAGACUCAAGUAAAAGACAAUACAUAACUUAGAUCCAAGAACAAUGAACCUCUGCAAUGAUAUGUCUGUAGUUUCCCCAGCAAUGCAAUGCUAGACAGCACUCUGUUCUCUUGAGUCUCUGCCUAUCAGUAGUUCAUUUAAAAGAGACACUGCUGGUAGAGAGUAUACCUCUUGUAGAAAGGCAUGAGCAACACCCAGCCACUGUUAUGGAGUCAGUUUUGUCAUUUUUUGUUACUGCUGUAUGUACAUAUACUCACACACUGUAGUGCACUUCAGUGAUAUGAUGCGGGCUGAAAGUAGACAGCAGUACAACGUAUGUUUUAGUUCUUCUUGCAGUUGGCUGUACAGAAACAGUCACCAUAACUGCUCGAGAAACUAACAUUUAAAUCGAUGUCCAUGACUCUGUAAGGGGCAGUUAACAGGUGUUAAUUAACCUACAUUCCUGCAAUGAUCAUUUAAGAAAGUAUCCCAGUGAAGAGUUACAGUAAAUUGAAAAUGGAAAUCCCAAGUUAACCACUGUCUAUUUGCAACACAACUACAGUAAGUACUGCUCAAAUUUAGGUUGCAUUGACUACCACCUACUUCAAGAAUUGCAGAACUCUAGCACCUUCCUUCUGUGCUUUGAUGAAUCAAAUACAGAAUUCUCCUCUUUGUGAAGUAACAGUUAUCAAGUUUUAAAUCACGCUUAUCCAGAAAAAUUGAUCCUGACCUCAUAACCAAGAAUAACUACAUCACACCUUCUUU